UACAAAAAUUUUGUUUACAAUUUUGGCUCACACCUGUCAUUUCUUACGUUUGCUUAUUUAAUUAUGUCCCCAUUAAUCAAUGCUGGUUUUAUUUUGCGUCUAUAACAUAAAUUGAUAAUGUGCAUGAAUUAAUAUUUGUUUGUGUCAAUUUUAAAAAUCGAAAAUGCAGUCUCUAUAUCAGUACUUAAAGCAGGUCAGCAUUGCAAUGAAAACCAAAGAUGGUAUCAAAAUGUCUGACUCUUUUUCUCUCCGACACUCACAUACCAAAAACUCAAACUUACUGAAUGUGGAUUCCGAAGAGGUUCUUCAAACUAUCGACCACCAUCUUGGUGAAAUUACUCUAUUACAUCUGAAAUGUGUAACAGCCGUUUCAAGAAAGGAUUAUAAUGAGGCAUACAGCUAUCAAAGUCCUCUAGUUCAACAGUGGAUAAAACUGUUCCAAGCAAUCAAAGAUGAGAAUUGGCUUCUGCCGGUCAUGAUCACAGUUUGUUUGGAUCUGCGAUGCCUGGCCCUGAAAGUCGGUACAGUCACUUCUGGAGACUCAUCAACCGUAACAAAACCCCGAGAGGCUUUGGAGAAAGCAGCAGAGGCUCUUAUGAACUGUUUUAGAAUUUGCACCGCUGACAACCGAGCAGGUGAGCGGGAGACGAAAAAAUGGGGCAUGAUGUCUUUCGUUAACCAGCUUUUCAAAGUUUACUUCAAGUUGAAUAAAUUGAAUCUAAUGAAGCCACUCAUUCGAGCCAUUGAUUCUUCUCCAUUCAAAGAGAAGUUCUCGAAAGCGCAGCAAAUAACGUACAAAUAUUUUGUCGGAAGAAAAGCAACUUUCGACAGCGAAUAUGCCCUAGCCAAUGAGUAUUUAACUUAUGCGUUUGAAAAGUGUCAUAAAUCAAUGAGGAAGAACAAAAGAUUGAUUCUGAUUUACUUGGUUCCUGUGAAAUUGUUAUUGGGCUACAUGCCAACAAAAGCUGUCCUAGAAAAGUAUGAUUUGACCUCACUAUGGGAGGUAGCAGAGGCAGUCAAGUGCGGACGUUUAAAUAAUCUAAAUAGGGCCAUGGAGAAGCAUCAGUCAUUUUUUAUCAAGAGUGGAAUCUACUUGAUCCUUGAAAAAUUGAAAUUAAUUGCCUACAGAAAUCUUUUUAAGAGAGCGUAUCUUCAAGUAAAAAAUCAUGUAGUACCCAUGCAAGUUCUUCUAGCAGCUGCGCAAAUUGUUGACAAUGAGCCAGUCGAAAUGGAUGACGUCCACUGUUUAGUCGCCAACAUGAUCCAUAGUGGAAAAAUAAAAGGAUACAUCUCACUUGCUCAUCAAAAGUUGGUUUUAAGUAAAGUAGAUGCUUUCCCAAAAUUAAGUAACAUAAGUCAUUCUAACUGAUAAUGCUUGUUUCAAUUGAACUUUAAUUUUAUGUAAUUUUAUACAACCCAAUCAUUUUAGUAAUAAACUGUUUUUUAUUAUUUCA
Molecule: messenger RNA, 1454 nt
Organism: Bemisia tabaci
Lineage: Eukaryota; Metazoa; Arthropoda; Insecta; Hemiptera; Aleyrodidae
Gene: PCID2
Product: PCI domain-containing protein 2
Biological process (GO): post-transcriptional tethering of RNA polymerase II gene DNA at nuclear periphery; transcription elongation by RNA polymerase II; poly(A)+ mRNA export from nucleus
Cellular component (GO): transcription export complex 2
Molecular function (GO): RNA binding; double-stranded DNA binding
Source: RefSeq, a predicted model, not a curated record